GGGUGGGGGGAAGAAAACGAGGCAAAGAAAGAGUACGAUUUAGUUUUAGGAAUGAAAGUGAUCUCAAUAAAUUAAAAUAGAAUAGAAAUGUCAAUGAUCUCGAUCUCGAUCUCGUCUCUUUUUGUCUCAAUCUUUUGUUUCAUUGAAAAGCAGAAAUCCCUCCCAAUGACUUAGAAAGAAAGAAAGAAAGAAAGAAAAUGCCAGGAGUUGUAGAAGAAGAAGAGUACAGUGAUGAUACUCAUCUUCUCCGAUCAACCAACGACCAUGAUCAUGAAGGCGUCGUAGUCGUCCUCGACAUCGAACAACAACAACAACCCUACGCCGCCUUCUCAUCUCCCUCCUCCUCUUCUUCUUCCAAACCUCGUCGCCACAGUUUCAAGCGCCUCCUCGAUAGAACCAUUUCUUCUUCUUCUUCUGUAAGAGACAGAGACAGAGACAGAGACAGAGACAGAGAUCCUGUUGUUGUUGAUGCGGAUCCUAACGAUGAUGCAGUUCUAACCGACGCUGGUGCACCUCCCGAAUGGGUUUUACUCCUCUUGGGUUGCCUUCUCGGCCUCGCCACGGGUCUCUUCGUCGCCGCUUUCAACAAAGGUGUCCACGUCAUCCACGAAUGGGCCUGGGCCGGUACUCCCAGCGAAGGUGCCGCUUGGCUCCGAUUGCAGCGCCUCGCCGACACCUGGCAUCGUAUUCUCUUGAUUCCUGUCACCGGUGGUGUUAUCGUUGGGAUGAUGCAUGGUUUGCUUGAGAUUUUGGACCAAAUCAGACAAUCCAUUUCCAAUUCCAACAAAUCCAAAUCCCAAAGGCAAGGUUUUGAUUUCGUUGCUGCUGUUUUCCCCACCAUUAAGGCGAUUCAAGCUGCUGUCACUUUAGGUACUGGUUGUUCUUUGGGUCCUGAGGGUCCAAGUGUCGAUAUUGGCACAUCCUGCGCUAAGGGUUUCUCUGUUAUGAUGGAUAAUAGCAGUGAUAGGGAAUUGGCUCUUCUUGCUGCUGGUGCUGCUGCUGGCAUUGCUUCUGGUUUUAAUGCAGCAGUUGCUGGUUGUUUCUUCGCAAUUGAAACUGUGUUAAGGUCUAACAAAGCAGAGAACUCUCCUCCAUUUACAACUGCGAUGAUAAUAUUGGCCUCUGUCAUCUCAUCAACUGUAUCAAAUGUUUCACUUGGGACACAAUCAGCUUUCACAGUGCCUACAUAUGAUUUGAAAUCUGCUGCUGAACUACCUUUGUACCUGAUAUUGGGCAUGCUAUGCGGUGUUGUCAGUGUAGUCUUCACUCGCUUGGUUACUUGGUUCACAAAUUUCUUUGACUUCAUCAAAGAAAAAUUUGGCCUUCCUGCUGUUGUGUGCCCUGCUUUAGGUGGUUUAGGAGCUGGAAUAAUAGCUCUUAAGUAUCCUGGAAUACUGUACUGGGGUUUCACAAAUGUUGAAGAGAUUCUACGUACUGGGAAUUCUGCUUCAGCUCCUGGAAUCUGGCUGUUAACUCAAUUAUCAGCGGCCAAAGUUGUGGCCACAGCUCUGUGCAAGGGGUCUGGACUUGUAGGUGGACUUUAUGCACCAAGUUUGAUGAUUGGUGCUGCUGUUGGUGCUGUAUUUGGUGGCUUAGCUGCAGAACUUAUCAAUUCGGCAAUUCCAGGAAAUGCCGCUGUUGCCCAGCCACAGGCAUAUGCUCUGGUAGGAAUGGCUGCUACAUUAGCUUCUGUUUGUUCAGUACCCUUGACAUCAGUCCUUCUCCUGUUUGAGUUGACAAAAGAUUACAGGAUAUUGCUUCCUCUCAUGGGCGCUGUUGGAUUAGCAAUAUGGGUUCCCUCUGUGACAAACCAGGGCAAGGACAGUAAAGCAUCUGAUGCACGGAGUUCAGUGAGAGGUUAUGCUUCUCUUUCACUUGCUGAUGACAAAGAUGAUGGAGGUGAUUUAGAACUUUCUGUUAUAGAAAAUGGUGCAGAUAUUGAGGCAUUGGAUAAGCUUCUGGAAAAACUGGAGGUUUCUCAGGCCAUGUCAAAGAGUUGUGUCAAGGUUUCCUCGGAAAUAACCUUGAAGGAGGCAAGAGAUCAUAUGGAUGAUAACCAGCAAACUUGUGUACUGGUGGUUGAUGAGGAAGGCCUUUUAGAGGGAAUACUAACAUGUGGUGACAUUAGGCGGUAUCUUUCUAAGAAGUCUAGUGACGAUGCCAAAAGUGAUUCAAGACAUUUGGAUGUGAGUGCAUGUCUUGUUUCCUCUGUUUGUACUCGAGGUUUAAGCUAUCGCGGGCGAGAGCGUGGACUUUUAACCUGUUAUCCGGACACCAAUUUGGCCGUUGCCAAGGAGUUAAUGGAGGCCAAGGGCAUCAAGCAGCUGCCUGUGGUUAAGCGGGGUGUGGAAUCCAACAAAGAAAGGAAGCGAAGGAUUAUUGCUCUUCUUCAUUAUGAUUCAAUCUGGAACUGUCUCAGAGAGGAGAUUAAUCGCAGAAAUUCCAUAUAUCAGCAUAGAAAAGAGAACAAUCAAGAGGUGCUGGUUACUAAUGGUCAUUGAUGGGGUCAUACAAUUGAUUGUCAGAGUUCCUUCAACUGCCCCUGCAAAAGAAAAGUUAAAAGUUGAAAGUGAGACCAUGGCCAUCAUUUUUGUUUUGCUGGUUUUGGGCCUCCUAAGUCAGCGAUAUCCAAAUAUAUAUUCGCGAGUCUCUAACUUUGGGGGUUGAGAUCUAUUUUACAACAACUUUUUGCUGAUAUCCAAGAUUCCUCAGUGUAAUAUAGAAUUAGCGCUUUGUACAUGCAAAUUUCUAUUACAAUUCAUAUCUCAAUGAAAAAGAAGAAGAGAAAAUCUAUUACAAUUCGUGUCAGAAAUGUAACUUGAGUGAAAAGAAUAGGAAGCACAGUUUGAGUUGAAUUUAAAAGUAUUGAAGCAAGCGAAAUUGGCCGACUUAAA
Messenger RNA from Quercus robur (English oak), 2894 nucleotides. RefSeq names its product chloride channel protein CLC-f. Gene Ontology annotation, cellular component: Golgi apparatus; membrane; chloroplast. NCBI's taxonomy places the organism in Eukaryota, Viridiplantae, Streptophyta, Magnoliopsida, Fagales, Fagaceae. Gene Ontology annotation, biological process: transmembrane transport; chloride transport. The coding region runs from base 198 to 2501 and encodes 767 amino acids. Gene Ontology annotation, molecular function: voltage-gated chloride channel activity. The transcript is spliced from 8 exons. The record is from RefSeq and is a predicted model, not a curated record.